Molecule: messenger RNA, 447 nt
Organism: Phanerochaete carnosa HHB-10118-sp
Lineage: Eukaryota; Fungi; Basidiomycota; Agaricomycetes; Polyporales; Phanerochaetaceae
Exons: 5
Coding region: 1-447 (148 amino acids)
Biological process (GO): mRNA splicing, via spliceosome
Cellular component (GO): spliceosomal complex; nucleus
Source: RefSeq, a predicted model, not a curated record
AUGCCCAAAAUUCGCACAACGAGGACGAAGAAGCCCCCAGAAGGGUUCGAAGACAUUGAAGGUAUCCUCGAUGAUUACGCCAAGAAGAUGCGUGACGCGGAGAACGAGUCUCACGAGGGCAAGCGCAAGGCAGAAUCGUUAUGGCCCAUCAUGAGGAUUUCUCAUACUCGCUCAAGGUACAUCUAUGAGCUGUACUACAAACGAGAGGCUAUCAGCAGAGAGUUGUACGACUGGCUCUUGAAGGAGGGCUACGCAGAUGCGAACUUGAUCGCCAAGUGGAAGAAACCCGGCUAUGAAAAGCUUUGCUGCCUUCGCUGCAUUCAGACUAGGGACAUGAACUAUCAGGGUUCUACUUGUAUCUGUCGCGUGCCAAAGGCACAGGUACGCCCUGGAACUGUGGUGGAAUGCGUCCAUUGUGGUUGUCGUGGAUGCAGCUCUGAUUCGUAA